Xiphias gladius (swordfish) is the source of this 4692-nucleotide messenger RNA. It is a transcript of the gene wdr62, whose product is annotated as WD repeat domain 62. Gene Ontology annotation, molecular function: protein binding. The record is from RefSeq and is a predicted model, not a curated record. NCBI's taxonomy places the organism in Eukaryota, Metazoa, Chordata, Actinopteri, Istiophoriformes, Xiphiidae. The transcript has 34 exons. Bases 16 to 4437 code for a protein of 1473 amino acids.
AGUCAGGCGGGUGUCAUGGCAGAAGGAGCAGACUGCGGUUCCGUCAACGCUGCGAAGAGGAAACAACCAGCGGGGAGGAAGAGCCGGCAGAGUCAGCAGAAGAAGACCUCCGGCAGCCGGGUGAGUCUGGAGAAAGUUCUUGGUAUCAGCACAGCCAGCAGCAGCGGUUUGACCUCUGACCCCAACUCUGGGCUCAUCGCCUAUCCUGCAGGGUGUGUCAUCGUGCUGCUUCACCCGAAGAAGAACAAACAGAGCCACAUCGUCAACGCGUCGAGAAAACCCUUCAGUGCUCUGGCCUUUUCUCACGAUGGAAAAUACCUGGUCACUGGUGAGAGCGGUCAUGUGCCCUGUGUGCGGGUGUGGGAAGUGGGAGGAGGUCAAGUGGCUGAGGUUCAGUCUCAUAAAUACGGCGUUUCCUGUGUGGCGUUCUCCACCAACAGCUGCUACAUCGUCUCUGUGGGAUACCAACACGACAUGACUGUUAGUGUGUGGGACUGGAGGAAAGGUUCGAUCGUCGCCUCCAACAAAGUCUCCAGCAGAGUUUUCGCCGUCUCUUUCUCUCAGGACAACAGCUACUUCGUCACCGCGGGAAACAGACACGUCAAGUUCUGGUACCUGGACGCAUCCAAAGAACGACGGGUGAACAGUACGGUGCCUCUGAUUGGGCGGUCGGGGUUGCUAGGUGACCAUAAGAAUAGCGUGUUCAGUGGGGUGGCGUGCGGGCGUGGCCUCAUGGCAUCUAGCACCUACUGCAUCACCAGCUCCGGUCUGCUGUGUCUGCUCAACAGCAGCCGACAGCUGGAGGCCUGGGUCAACCUCAAGACGUCCUCGGCGAGUUGUCUGGCGGUCAGUGAGGACUUCAUCUUCUGUGGUUGCGCUGACGGUCUAAUCAGAGUCUUCAGUCCGACCAACCUGCAGUACAUCACCACCCUGCAUCGACCGCACCGACUGGGAGUCGACCUCACUAAGAGCGCACAGCACGGCGUCCUGUCACCUGCCAGUCCAGGUGCUCAGUACCCCGACACGUUGGCUCUGACCUUUGACCCCGCUGCCAAACACCUGAGCUGCGUGUACAACGACCACAGUGUUUAUGUGUGGGACGUCAAAGACGUGAGGAACGCGGGGAAGCUCUACUCCGCCCUGUACCACAGCAGCUGUGUGUGGAGCGUCGAGGUGUAUCCGGAGCUGUCAGAGGUGUCUCAGGCUUGUCUGCCCCCGUCCUCCUUCCUCACCUGUUCCUCCGAUAACACCAUCAGACUGUGGCACACCGACCCCCCCACCGGACACAGGAACCUCUAUAGCAACGACCUGUUGAGGAUUUUGUAUGUGGGGGAGAACACGCAACACCUGCAGGCAGAGGGGGAGAGAGGGGAGGCAGCAGGGGCUGACGGGAAGGCUGGGAUCAGAGUGCUGUGUAUCAGUCCUGACGGACAGCACCUGGCAGCCGGAGACCGCUGCGGAAACCUGCGUAUCUUUGGUCUGGAGUUUCUGGACGAGUUGGCGAAGAUCGAGGCUCACGACUCGGAGGUGCUGUGUCUGGAGUUCUCACCCACCACCACAGGUGUGAAGCUGUUGGCGUCGGCCAGCAGGGAUCGACUAAUCCACGUCUUCAACCUGGAGAAGAACUACAGUCUGGAACAGACUCUGAACGACCACUCCGCCUCCAUCACGGCUGUCAAGUUCACAGGUGAGAGUCCAGAGGUUCGAAUGGUGAGCUGUGGAGCCGACAAGAGCAUCUACUUCCAGACUGCUGAGCAGACGGUGGAGGGUUUGUCCUUCUCCAGGAGCCAUCACGUGGUGGAGAAGACGACGCUGUACGACAUGGACCUGGACUCAUCGAGGACACACGUCACCAUCGCCUGUCAGGACCGAAACGUCAGGGUGUACAACGUGGAAACCGGGAAACUGAAGAAGUGUUUGAAAGGCUCGUCCAGUGACGAAGGAGCUCUGCUGAAGGUUCAGAUGGACCCGUCCGGGAGUUUCUUCGCCACCAGCUGCUCCGAUAAAAACAUCACCAUCUUUGACUACGAGUCAGGAGAAUGUGUCGCCACCCUGUUCGGACAUUCAGAGAUCGUCACCUGUAUGAGGUUCAGUCAGGACUGCAGACACCUCAUCACCGUCUCAGGAGACAGUUGUGUGUUUGUGUGGAGGUUGGACUCUCAGAUGACCACCACCAUGAGGAAGAGGCGGGGCCUCAGACUGAAGAGCGCACCUGAAACCUGCAGCCACAAACAGCCGAACAUCAGGAGGGAGACCUUCAUCACGGUUCCCUCCUCUCAGCUGCAUCAGAUGGAGGAAGAGGAGGAGGAGGAGGAAGAGGCCGACCUCGGGACUCCAGCUAGACUGGACUGUGCUCACGACGCUCAGCUGCUCCAGACCAACGGAAAACUGCCCAUGUGGUUCAGAAAACUGCAGGGCCAGGGCGGAGCCUCCUAUGCCGUCCAAUCAGACACUGAGCCCCGUCAGGUGCGGAGUCGGUGGACGGAGCAGCUGAACCCGCUGACCAUCUGCUCCAACUUCUCCCCGAGUCCCACCAAGAGUCAGGAGGAGGAAGAGGAGGAGGAGGAGGAGCAGAGGGAGGAGGAGCGGCAGGAGGAGGACGAGGAGGACGAGGAGGAAGACUUCCACCCUCAAAGUCUUGAGAGUCUGCUGGGAGAGGAGGAGGAGGAAGAAGAUGGAGAGGAGGAGGAGAAGGAGGUGCUGCAGAGCGCAGGCGAGGACGGGAACAGCUACAUCCUCUAUCCCGACACCACCACCACCACCACCACCACCAGUGACAGGGAGUUUGAUGUCGAAGCUGUGACUGACCCUCAGCGGUCUCUGACCCAGCUGGAGGUCAAAGGUCAGCGGGCAGAGCCGGUGUGGAGUACCCAGCUGAGUCCAGACUCCGCCUGCUCCGAGGGGUCUGCGGGAAGUCUGGAACAGCAGCACGACGCAGACACAGACUCUCUGAGUCAGGGCAGCUCCGUGGGCAGUUUGGGUCUGGAGGACGACGAGGACAGAAACUCUCUGAAGAACCACUUUGAUACGCUGGCUUCCAGUCUGAAUGAAGAGAAGUUCGACACCGAUCUGAGGACUCUGCAGCCUCCAGAGGAAAAACACUUCCUGAACCCUCGACUCAGCAUCUCCACCCGCUUCCUGUCCCGCUUCCAGGACAGAAUCAGGGUGUGGCCGAGUCGAGCUCCGCCUCCUGUCUCCAUCCCGACCAGGAUAUCGGAGGAGAGCAACGCAUCGGUGAACUUGGAGUCGAGCGGCGGCGUUUCAUCAACAGAGUCAACUCAGAAAGAAAACAGCAGCAGCAGCAGCGUGAGAUGCAGUCAGUCCGUCGCCCGUAGAAGAGCUUCCUGCAUGAUAUCCCAUCAGCCGCCUCGCGGCUCGACACGCCGACGACACACUGUGGUGGUUGUCCAAUGCAGACAGAUGCUGGGAGACGUCACCUCCAGGACUCUGAUGGCCCACAACAGCAGCGCGAUGUCUGCCGUCCAGCAGGGGGCGCCGCGGCUCGGAUACCUGGGAACCACAGCCAGUUCCAGGGCCAAAGUGAGCCAGGACCCCUCCACCUCCACCCAGGAGGAAGAGAAGGAAAACCUAUCCUCCUCCUCAGACCCCCAGCCUCCUGCCCCCCUGCCGUCUGCUGAUCUGGACCUCCACAGCACCAAACCCAACCCCCAUCAGGACCAGACCUGCAGUGUCGCUCUGUCGUCCCAGAAGUCUCAGCAUCGUGUACCUGCAGCGAGCCCUCGGGCGUUGGCCACGCCCACCGAGGCGAUGCCACAGGACGGAGUCGGGAGGUGGAGCGUCAGCAGCAUCGAGGAGACGCUGACAAAUCAAAACCAAACUGUAAUCGUGAGCCCCGCCCCCUCCAUCACGCCCACGACCACGCCCGCCGCCUGUGACAUCAUCACUCACGACAUCACCACAUCCGCCUCUGCCCCUGACAUCACCACCGACUCCGCCUCCAGGCAGGGGGACGAUCCAGGUGGAACCGAGACCAGAACGCAGACUGAUCCGGAUUCAGACGAGUCUUUGGGAGCCGAUUCAGCUUCCUCUGCCCCGCCCGCCUCUUCGUCCCAUCCUCCGUCAGAAAGACCCCGCCCUCCGCGAACAGGACCAGGUGAUGAGGAAGAGUCGGUGAGUCUGCAGCAGUGUCAGCAGGUGGCCAACGAGCUGAGACAGACGGCGAGACGAGCCGUGCACCUUCACCAACAGCUCGGCAAAUCGGCCCUCGUUGCGGAGCGGAGUCUUCAGAUGUCGGCCAUCCUGCAGGAGGCGUUUGUUUUUGUUGACUCUGAGCUGCGGCUGGUCCUGCGGGGAGACGGGCUGGGCAGCGGCGCGCCCCCCUCCGGUCGACCGGAGGACGACGGGACGAUAUCUUUGCUAGAGAAAUACUCUGAGCUGCUGGUACAGAUGACCCAGAACAAACUGAACCGAAUCUGAUCCAGGAGCAGUCACGCUUCUGUCGGUACGGAGGCUGAAAGAGGACAAAAUUCACUUUAACGUGAGCCUGAUCGGCAGAGUGCUGCUGUUCAUUCAGCUCGACGACUGACAGAUUUUACAAACAUCAGUAUUCAAUUUAACGCACCUUAUGUUUGUUUUAUGGGAGCAAAUGGGAGUUUUAUUUGUGUUUUAAAUCACGUUCACUGCUUGUACAUAAACUGUAGUUUUUAUGUUUCUUAAUAAAUGUUUAACGUC